Ascochyta rabiei is the source of this 1212-nucleotide messenger RNA. RefSeq lists its product as uncharacterized. The coding region runs from base 1 to 1212 and encodes 403 amino acids. The record is from RefSeq and is a predicted model, not a curated record. NCBI's taxonomy places the organism in Eukaryota, Fungi, Ascomycota, Dothideomycetes, Pleosporales, Didymellaceae. The transcript has 6 exons.
AUGGCGCCGGCGCGUGACGAUGAAUUCCUGCCGGAAGUGUGGACGCUGUACUCCAUCGGCGUCCUGUGGAUUGUCCUCAGAUUCGCGGUGCGGCUCCGCACAGACGGCAUUCGAGGUCUACGACUCGACGACGGCUUGGCCAUUGUUGCUCUGUUCGCCUGGACGUACUCGUGUGGCGUCAUCCAAAUUACGUACUACACGGGGACGAACACCGACUUCACAGCUGCAGAGACUGCGUUGUUCGAUCGGGCGAAACUCAACGAGGUCGCGUAUGGCAGUAAACUGUUCCUGGGGACUUGGUAUGCCUACCUUGUCCUCAUUUUCUGUCUCAAGGGCAUUGUUGUCAUGCUAUACCAGCGUAUAUUCUUCCAGGAAUGGCAGAUAUGGGUGUUGAGAGUGACAAUCGUCCUCUGUGUAUCCGGCUUCUGUGGCCUGACGUUGGCUUUGAGCCUCGUGUGCCUGCCAUAUCGUCAAAGAUGGCAGAUCGUCCCCCCACCAUCGGUUCGGUGCACGGCAUCACCAAACAUCCUCAUCGCCAGCAGUUGCGUCAAUGCAGUCACAGACGUGUUUCUUCUCAGCGUCCCAACCUCGCUACUCUGGAACCUGAACAAACCUCUACGCACUCGUCUCGCCGUCUUCAUCCUCCUAGCCUCGGGCCUCUUCGUCCUCGCAGCAUGUAUAACCCGCGUCUCUCUAACCAUAGUCCAGGACAUCAUCAGCCUCAACAUCGCACGCUGGGGCGUCCGAGAAUUCUGCAUCGCCAUCGUGGCAGUCAACACCGCGAGUCUCCGACCCCUGUUUCGUAGAUCCUUCUGGACCCGCUCCCGAGCCCCCGCGCCCGUCCAGCAGGAGCACGCGAGGUACAAUUUCGCAUCCGUACGCCGCGCGCGCCAGCGCCUCGGGCGGUCGCAGAACCGCAAUCAGGUUCUCAAUUCUAAGUCGCCGGGCGUGUCGACGGUGGAUGGGUACAUCGAGCGGGAACUUGGUGGUGAGGAGUUUGUGUUUGCGGAUCCGGAUCAUCAGGUGCAUGCUACUGCUGGGCCGCCAUGCAGCGCUGCGGGUGGUGCUGCGGGAAGGUUGGAUCUGGAGAAGGGAGGGGCGUUUAGUAGGAAGAUUGAUAGGACGGAUGGUGGGUUUCCGAGAGUGGAGGGUGGGUGUGAUGGAGGGGAGAGUGCGGGGUGUAGUGAAAGUCGGUCUGCACGCAGCAGUUGA